CUCAAUGUACUAAAUUUUCAACCAUCAAACGUGUCCUACCUAUGAAACCCCGUGUUCAAGCCUCUACAAAACAGUGUCACCCUUGUUUUCUUUUGGUUUUGGUUUUUUUUUUCCUUCUCUCACUUUCUCUCUCUCUACAAUGGUGUCUAGUACAAAUACAGUUGCACCCUUUUCUUGAAAGAUUAUAAAACAGAGUUUUUUGGAACCUAGUAUUAUCAUUACUUGUGGUGGUUGUGUGCUGAUCUUCCUUUCCCAUGUGCUGACUUGGUUUACUUCGCCUUGCUUUGUUUUUUCUUUCUAUUACCUUUUUCUUCUCUCCAUUCGGGUCUGUUGGCUCUUCUCUUUGCUUUGGUUUUGGGGUUGAGAAGCUCAGGUUUUGAGGAUUGAAGGAGUAUUCAGCUACAAGUUCAUUUCGUUGAGGUGUUCUUGGCUCUUACCGGAUCCAGGUUUAUGCGGGCUCACAUAGGUUGACUCUUCAAGCAAAACUGCUACUUUCAGUUUUUAGUCGAAGGAAGAUGGUUGUGAGAGAAGGGUCCAACAAUUGAUCCGGAAGAGUAGAGGUAGAAGAUGGAAAAUAAAGGCUUAUGGAUUCAGAAAGAGGGCCAUUCAGAAAAAGAUUCAUUGCAUGGCUUCUUGAAUGAUAGGGAAACAUCAGAGGAAGACUCUUCAAAAUCACAGUUAAAGAAGUUGAUUAAAAGAUCAAACUCUCACCAGGCAAUAGUUGUAAAUGCCAUCCAAUCACAAAUUAGCAAAGUUUUCUUCAAGGAUUCAUUCUUUCGACGUGUCCAUGGACUAGACAAUAGGAUUCCAAAGCAUGUGGUGAGUGUGGACGAGAAAUAUAUCCGUCGCUGCCUGGAAUUUGUACAUAACACUACAUUAAAAGCAUCUCAAUGCAACAUAGCUGAGAGCUUAAGAGCCACAAACAUGGGGACUUUAUCAGAAAGCUUGAAUACAGCUAAACUUUUUGGUGGAAAUGCAUUUGGUUCAGAACAUUUUGUCUUUGACUGUCCUGUGGCCACUGAGACUGGGAGAGUAGUUAUAAGUGCUAAUGCUGGGGACCAGUGGACUUUAGGCACAAUAAUGGGUAGCAAGAGUAUGAUAAACAUAUUGAAUAGUACUCUUCUUCAGCAGUUUGAUUCUUCGCAAAGAAGUGACAAUUUGAACAGGAUGAACUUUUCUGAUCCUGAAGGAUUGAUAUGCUAUGAUUUUGUGGACUCUCCUAGUGAUUUAUGUAUCUCUUCGUCGUAUAAACUAGGAAAAGGGAAACAGCUAGUGGGAAAUCACAAGUACGGCUCCAUUUCUGUUCAUAGAAGGCUUGUUUCCACUUCUAGCACCACCUCUACUUGUUCUGAUUGGUUGUCUUCGGCUUCUUCUACUACUUUAUCUCAGGGAAUGAUCCAAUGUACAUGGAGACAAGGGAUUCCUCAUUUUGUUUUUUCUGCAGAUGAUCAGAAGGAGGUCUAUGUAGCAAAAUUGAGGAAGGUGGACUCAACAGAUAACAAGGCUUUGGACUAUGUGUACGAGUUUUACUUGAACAAGGGUGGCCAAAAGGGUCGCGAGAUUCCUGAUAGUGAUUUGCCGUUUGUUGGGAAGAUGAAUGUAUUGACGAGUUUCACCCUUUGCCCAAACAAUUGUAGAAUAAUGGAGACAGAGUUUACAUUGUUCCAUAACAUUGAAAUUUAUGACCAAGGAAUGUCCAAAUCAGAGCAUUCUCACAGGAAGAACAAGGGACUGUCAAAGAAGGUGUCACAAGUUUUUAGAACUAGCCCUUCAUCAAAACGGAGAACACAUUCAAAGUUUGGUGGGUCAAGUUCCAUAGCGGAGAGUUGUCCGUGGGAGCCACAUGCUAUCGGUGGAACCAAUUUAUUAGAGACUGAUGUUCCUCCAAAUUUUGAGAUGGCUGCCAUUGUGGUGAAAAAACAUCUUCCAUGCAAAAGACCAGAGAAAGUAGGAGGUUGGGGUUUAAAAUUUCUCAACAAAUCUGGUGGAAAUCAAAUCACAUUGCCAUCUGAAAGUUGUAAGCAAAAUAAUGGGGACUGCUCAACUAGCAUGAGCAUUCUAAUUCCUGCAGGCUUUCAUGGUGGUCCAAGAACCAGAAAUAGUGGGCCGUCCAGUCUGAUAGAUAGAUGGAGAUCUAAUGGCCAAUGUGACUGUGGUGGUUGGGAUGAGGGGUGCCCUUUGACAGUUCUUGAGAGAAGAUCCAACAAAGCAGAGGUUAUGUCUCAAACAGAUACACGAGGCGAGUGCAAAUCAGUUGACUUAGUCACUCAGGGUUCAAGAGAUUUUGGUACCUCCUUUAGGAUGGUAAAUGUUCACGAUGGUCUACAUUAUAUUCAUUUUCAUCCACCUCUGUCUGCACUACAGUCUUUCUCCAUUGCUGUGGCAAUAAUUCAUGCUCAAAGUCCUACUCUUCAGCCCAAUGGUGCACAGGAGCUGUCAUGACUGAAGUGAAAUCUGAGGUUAUUUAGCAGUCAUAAUUCUCUUACUGUAUUAUAAAAGCAAAUGAGAAGAUUUAGGAUUUUAUACACGAAUCGAGUUUUCAUAAUGUUUAGGGUUGUUAUUUUAAUACAGUCAGAUGUAACCUUAUUUAGGAGAAUUAGUUGUUUGUUCUUCCUCACAAUUCAUAGUUUGUAACCAUCUUUUCCUCAUUCUUUUUGUUGAAGGGGAUAGAAUGUAAAAGGGUUGUUGAACAAAAUUUGGUAAAUUGUAGCAUUGAGAUUGGGUUUGUUAUAGUUGUUAAUGAGAAGGAAAUGAGAUUAGCACAAAAUUUGAAAAUUGCUGUUCAACAAUGAAUCAUUACAUUUGACAGUUUGGUAUGAAGCAUAUCAGAGAUUUUGCUUCUUUGAAUAUCUCUUGGUGAAUGAAAUAUGGUAGUUCCCACCUUUAUGA
Messenger RNA from Cajanus cajan (pigeon pea), 2889 nucleotides. RefSeq lists its product as uncharacterized. NCBI's taxonomy places the organism in Eukaryota, Viridiplantae, Streptophyta, Magnoliopsida, Fabales, Fabaceae. The record is from RefSeq and is a predicted model, not a curated record.